AUGGAGGUGCCGUCCGUGGGAGGAUCCAGAUACUUCGUAAUUCUGAAAGAUGACUUCUCUAACUACAGGUCAGUGUACUUUGUUAAAAGCAAAGAUGAAAUAAAGAAGUGUAUUGAGAACUUUCUGUACAAGGCCGAGAAUAUAACCAAUAAUAAAGUACUGUGCUUUAGAAGUGAUAAUGGUACAGAGUUCGUGAACAGAGAAGAGAAAAGGAGAAAAUGGGAUCCUAAAGGGGAAAAAGCAGUCAUGGUUGGCUACGGUGAAGAUGUCAAAGGGUACAGAAUAUACUACUCGGAAAAGAACAUAGUUGAAGUAAAAAGAGACGUCGUAUUCCUAGACAGAGGAGGUGAACUACAGAAGGAGCAGUUAGUUAUGCUGGAUAGUACUGUGAAGGAGAAGGAUGGCACUAGCCAAGAGCAUCUUGAAGACAGAGACGAGAAGGCUGAGGAUCAAGGAAAGACCAUGGAGAUAGAAGGAGCACAGCCUGAAGAGAAAGAGGCGGGUGGUAACCGCACGGCGCGGUUCCUCUUCGACGCGUUCUUCGGCCUGGAGGUGCCGCUGCUGGAGGAGCAGAGCGUCGAGGAUGACGAGGAGCAGGACGGGACUGCCGUGAAGGACUGCUCUUGUGCGUGCGGCAGAGCAAACCCGCUUCCUAGAAAGCUGGAGUGCGGCGGCCCCAACCAGGAGAACCGUAUCGUGGGCGGGCUCCCCGCCGGGCUGAACCGCUACCCGUGGAUGGCCAGGAUCGUGUACGACGGACAGUUCCACUGCGGCGCCUCGCUGCUCUCCAAGGAGUAUGUGCUGACUGCCGCUCAUUGCGUGCGCAAGCUGAAGCGCUCCAAGAUCCGCGUGAUCCUCGGCGACCACGACCAGACCAUCACCACCGAGAGCUCGGCCAUCAUGCGCGCCGUCACCACCAUCGUGCGCCACCGCAGCUUUGACGCGGACUCCUACAACAACGACAUCGCGCUGCUGAAGCUGAGGAAACCAGUCACCUUCUCCAAGAUUAUUAAGCCUGUGUGUCUACCACCAACUGUGUUCGACCCGUCAGGCAAGGAGGGCAUCGUCGUGGGCUGGGGCCGCACGUCCGAGGGCGGGCAGCUGCCGGCCGUGGUGCAGGAGGUGCGCGUGCCCAUCCUGUCGCUGCAGCAGUGCCGCGGCAUGAAGUACCGCGCUUCUAGGAUCACUAGCAACAUGUUGUGUGCGGGCCGCGCGUCCACGGACUCGUGCCAGGGUGACAGCGGCGGGCCCCUGCUGCUGCAGACCGGGGACAAGUACCAGAUCGUCGGCAUAGUAUCGUGGGGUGUGGGGUGCGGCCGGCCCGGCUACCCCGGGGUCUACACGCGGGUCACCAAGUACCUGCCCUGGCUGAGAGCGAACCUGCGGGACACCUGCCUCUGCGCCAACUGAUGCCGGCUCUCCGGAGAAACACCACUUCACUUGUGUAAAUUUUGUGUAGACGUAAGAAGCUAUUCUGAAGCUAUAGACAAUUAUAACUUACGAUACGAAACUUAAGAUAAUGCUAUUAAUUUGAAAAUAAAUGAAAUAAAGCAUAUAAUAAUAUUGUCGCAGGUCUUAACAGAACGAAAUAUUGAGAUUGCUUAGCUUCAUUGUAGUUUUAGUUUUGCAAAGUUUGUAAAGUAAGGAACUACCCCGUAAAUAGUGUAUUUAAGUAGUAUUCAUAUCUGUUUUCUUUUUGUCAAAAGGAAAAUCAGAUAUUGUAUUGUAUAGUAUAAAUAAUAAUAUAGCGUGCCUACUCUUUGACCGAUAGUAAAGAGGAGCUAAUGUAGUGACCAAGAUAAUUUCUCGAGAUAUUGUUUAGGUUAUUGAUGUAGAGUUUUUGUUUAGGUAGUGCCAAUUCAUCGUGUGUCAUACAUACAUAAGCACCAACAUAAUGUCAGAUUAAAAACGAUAUUAGUGGACAUCGGAAGCUUCGAUUUCAAAACGAUUAAUGCCAGUUUUAGUUCCCACAAAAUUUAAAACUUUAAUUUCAAAUGCAAUCCAGUUUACCUUUUCUGACAAUAACUUUACUUUAGGACAUCGAAUGUUUUAUCAAGCUUUACGUAGAAUUUAGUUUAUUAAUGUUUUGGUUUUAAUGUAUUACUUAAUUUUUACAUUUAUUAUUGUUAUGUAUUUAUUUUAGUCUUUCGAGACAGGCCGGUGGUGCAGAUUACCAAUAGAAAUAAGAAGAGAUAAUAUGAAUUAAGUAAUAUUAUACUACCUACUUAAGUGUUCAGAUAGAGAUAGUCUAGGAAAUAAUCGGUUAAAUCUGAAAAAAAAUAAAAAUAAG
Plutella xylostella (diamondback moth) is the source of this 2290-nucleotide messenger RNA. The record is from RefSeq and is a predicted model, not a curated record. NCBI's taxonomy places the organism in Eukaryota, Metazoa, Arthropoda, Insecta, Lepidoptera, Plutellidae.